This is a messenger RNA of Athene cunicularia (burrowing owl), 1786 nucleotides long. It is a transcript of the gene KCNRG, whose product is annotated as potassium channel regulator. Gene Ontology annotation, cellular component: endoplasmic reticulum. NCBI's taxonomy places the organism in Eukaryota, Metazoa, Chordata, Aves, Strigiformes, Strigidae. The transcript has 2 exons. Gene Ontology annotation, biological process: negative regulation of delayed rectifier potassium channel activity; protein homooligomerization. The coding region runs from base 341 to 1171 and encodes 276 amino acids. Gene Ontology annotation, molecular function: protein binding. The record is from RefSeq and is a predicted model, not a curated record.
UACUUUGGCAAUAUUUGCUUGCCUCUCUCAAGGUUUAAUAAGUUGUGACGGUCAAUUCAUUGUCUUCCAGUAGUCCUUGCAAGCUGUUCAUUUCAAAAGUAAAACAUUAAAUGCCAAGAAUCUAAGUUUCCAAGCAACCAAACCCUGCAAACAAAACUAUUGCACAUGAUAUUUACAUCUUUGUUGCCUGGGAAUCCUGUUGCUGCUCCACACCUCACUCCAAACACUUGCUAAAAGCACUGAAUGGUUUUUGCAGCUGCAGAUGCCUUGCAGUUUAGGAAAGAUCCAGUCACAAACACGUAGAUCAGAGAGGUACAAUUCCUGAGUGGCUGAGAUAGUGAUGAGUAACCGAGAGGUGGUGGUUCUGAGCGUGGGAGGUGUGAGAUAUGUAACCCGGGCUUCUACCUUGCAGCAGUUCCCUGAGUCCAGGCUAGCACGGAUGUUGAACAAUGAUGACCAGGAAUUUAAACUGGUGAAUGGACAGUUUUUUGUGGACAGAGAUGGAACUUUGUUUAGUUACAUCAUGGACUUCUUGAGGACUCUUCAGGUCUCCUUACCUACUGAUUUCUCAGACUAUCAGAGGCUGCAGAGAGAAGCAGAAUUCUAUGGGCUCUACCCUCUGGCUGAUGUCCUGAGCCAGGAACACUUGCUGAAGCCAAGGCUGGAGAUCUUGGAAGUGCGUUUUUCUCUCCAAGAGAUGCAGGCCUUUUUCCGGAUCUUUGGUUCCUGCAGUACCACUGUUGAGACACUAGCUGAACAGAUCACUGUGUUUACCGGGCAGCAGUCGGGACAGAGCUGGAACAGCCCUUUUCCUUCUCAGAAACCACUCGUUCCACUUCCUUUGGAAAGGCCUUCCCAUCACGACGUGGUUUUUCAGUGUGGUACUGACUACUCUGCUGGUGACCAGUUUGUGGCCAGGUAUGUUUCCAUAAAGCCUGAUAAUAGAAAGCUGAUUAACGGUACUAAUGUGCUAGGCCUGCUGCUGGACACUUUACUGGAAGAUGGAUUUCGCCUCAUAAGCACCAGGACAGUCUCGAGUGAAGAAAAAGUUGAAUGCUACAUUUUUGAAAGGAUGAAGAGGCCAGCAGGCCUUACUGUCACGGUGAACCAAACCCCAGGGAGCUCUGGGGUAGCACAGGCAAAGAGAAGUCAAGUGCAGAAAGGGAAAUAAAGGUUUUUCCUUCCAUCUUUUGAAGGUGAAAGAGGGGUAUGUCAGUACUAGUGGCCUCUUUUUGUUGGCUUGUUUGAAACUGCAAGUAUCAAGGGAAGUAACAAACAAUUUUUUCUUCAAGUAUUUGGAAAAAAAAAAUUGCUUUCCUGCCUUUUACCACUCCACCCUCUUGAAUUCUAAAUAAAAGAGCCACAGAUUUAAUACUGGUUUUGUGGACCAGAUUCUAGCAUUUUCAAGGAUUGUUUUUGUUUUUCUCUGUGACUAAAAUUUAUAUUAGGAAUUGCAAAAAAUCAGCCAUUCCUUCUAGAAAAUAGUUUUUAUGUUCUGUGCUAAUUUGUAACAUUUUUAUGUUCUGUGCUAAUUUGUAAGUAGAUUUUAAAUACAUGAUAAUACAUGAGCCAAUAACAGCUUGAUACAACUGUCAUCCCAAUAGUUUGGAGAAGUGGCUGGAGGAGGAAUUUAAACCUCAGCAAUUGAAUAUUGCUUCUGCUUUCAAAAGAUAGAUGUAUGCUGAUUCUCUUGCAGUUUGCUGAAAGCUAUGUAAUGUAAACAUCCCAAGUUGGAUCAGCUUGGAUAGAUUGGAUCAGUGGGCCAAUGUUAACGGGAUGAGCUUCA